Molecule: messenger RNA, 1134 nt
Organism: Thamnophis elegans (Western terrestrial garter snake)
Lineage: Eukaryota; Metazoa; Chordata; Lepidosauria; Squamata; Natricidae
Gene: AGPAT4
Product: 1-acylglycerol-3-phosphate O-acyltransferase 4
Exons: 8
Coding region: 1-1134 (377 amino acids)
Cellular component (GO): mitochondrial outer membrane; endomembrane system
Molecular function (GO): 1-acylglycerol-3-phosphate O-acyltransferase activity
Source: RefSeq, a predicted model, not a curated record
AUGGACAUCAUUGGAUUUCUGAAGUCUCAAUUUAUUUGUCAUCUUAUUUUGAGUUAUAUAUUUAUAGUGUCAGGACUGAUAAUCAACUUCAUUCAACUCUUCACACUAAUUCUCUGGCCAUUCAACAAGCAACUUUUCAGAAAAAUCAACUGCAAGCUGUCAUAUUCUCUUACAAGCCAGUUGGUGACAUUGCUGGAAUGGUGGUCAGGCACUACUUGUACCCUCCAUAUGGAUCAACAAGCAAAGCACAAGCUUGGGGAGGAGAAUGCCAUCGUCAUCCUUAAUCACAACUUUGAAAUCGACUUUGUUUGUGGUUUAAGCUGUUGUGAUAAAUUUGGGGUUCUGGGGAGUUCCAAAGUCUUUGCCAAGAAAGAACUUUCCUACCUGCCGAUCAUUGGCUGGAUGUGGUACUUCCAAGAGAUGGUGUUCUGCAAGCGAAAAUGGGAGGAGGAUCGGGUAACUGUCAUGCGCAGCCUGCUCAACCUCCGAGAUUAUCCUGAACUCUUCUGGUUUUUGAUUCACUGUGAAGGGACAAGAUUUACUGAGCAAAAACAUGAAAUCAGCAUGCAGGUGGCUGAAGCUAAAGGCUUGCCAAAGCUCAAACAUCACCUCCUCCCACGAACCAAAGGAUUUGCAAUCACCGUCCAAUGUUUGAGAAAUGUAGUUUCAGCUGUAUAUGAUACUACACUGAACUUCAGAAAUAAUGAAAAUCCAACACUGCUUGGAAUUUUACAUGGGAAGAAAUACCAUGCAGAUUUUUACGUAAGGCGGAUUCCAUUAGAGGAGGUUCCGGAAGGCUACCAGGAGUGUUCGGACUGGCUUUACAAACUCUAUCAAGAAAGGGAUGUCUUCCAAGAAGAAUACUACAAGACAGGAAGCUAUCCAGGGAUCCCCAUUGUGCUUCCUCGGCGGCUAUGGCCUCUCUUGAAUGGGAUUUUCUGGGCCUUGUUGCUACUCUAUCCUUUAUUCAAGCUGCUCAUCAACAUGAUUAGCAGUGGCUCAUACCUGACACUUGCCACUGUAGCCUCUGUCUUGGUUGCAGUUUCAGUUGGUGUUCGAUGGAUGAUAGGACUAACAGAAAUUAACAAAGGCUCGACUUACGGCAACUAUAAACACAAGGAGAAGCAAAAGUGA